This is a messenger RNA of Schistosoma mattheei, 909 nucleotides long. NCBI's taxonomy places the organism in Eukaryota, Metazoa, Platyhelminthes, Trematoda, Strigeidida, Schistosomatidae. The record is from the annotation of a GenBank genome assembly.
AUGGAGAUAUCUAUGUUCGAUCCCUGUUUUGGAAUAAAUUUUAAGGUCGAAGAACCAGUAGAGUUAGAUGACCUAGUUAUAAGGUCGUCACAGGAAUUAGUCUCAAAAGGUGUAAAUGUUGUUCCUGAAAAAUGUAUAGAAGAUGAAUGUGAUUCCGAUAAAGCUCCUGUUGUUGGCGAUCUCGUUACAGAUAAAGGUGUUGUUUUUAUCAGGAGAAAUCAGAACCCUAUCCGACAAAAUUCUGCAAAGGCAAUAAAAUUGUCGCAUGAUUUACGCAACAAGGAUCUUUCAAUAGAAACUACUCGUCAUCUCCAUAUUAAGACUGUUCAUGAAGGAAUAAAUUAUCCUUGUGGUCAAUGUGAUAGAAAGUUUGCUUGUAAAUCCAACUUGACUCAACAUAUUCAAGUUUUUCAUAAUCGAAUAAGAUAUCCAUGUGUUCAAUGUGAUAAAACGUUUACAAGUAAAUCUCAUCUAAAUAAACAUGUGAAAUCUAUUCAUGAAAGAAAAAACUAUCCAUGUUAUCAGUGUGGUAAACAAUUUGCAUCUAGAUGCAGUUUAAAUAUGCCUGUAAAAGGUACUCAUAAACGUUUGAAAUUUACUUGUAAUGUAUGUAACAAAGAGUUUGCUUUUAAAGGAAAUCUAAAUAGACAUCACAGGAGUAUUCAUGAAGGAAUGAGAUAUACAUGUAAUCAUUGUGAUCGAAAGUUUAAAACAAACUCUGAUUUAAAUGAACAUGUAAAAGUUAUUCAUGAAGGAAUAGUAUAUCGAUGCGAUCAAUGUAAUAAAAGGUUUUCAUCUAAAUCCAACUUAAAGGAACACCUGAAAAGGGUCCAUCCAGGGGUGAGGUUUGGUUGUGAACAAUGCAGUAGAAAAUAUUCAAAAAGAAGAGAAGAAUUUUCAUCUGUUUAG